Drosophila suzukii is the source of this 1316-nucleotide messenger RNA. Its product is annotated as hatching enzyme 1.2. Lineage: Eukaryota; Metazoa; Arthropoda; Insecta; Diptera; Drosophilidae. Gene Ontology annotation, biological process: proteolysis. Gene Ontology annotation, molecular function: metalloendopeptidase activity; zinc ion binding. The record is from RefSeq and is a predicted model, not a curated record.
GGCCGAAAUGGAGAACUCGCAAAGUAAAUCCGCAUUGUUCGUGUUUGUAGUCAUUCUAGGCGUUUCUUUGGGAGAUUUCAUGCCCCUGGAGGAUAUGGUCUCUCAGGAAAUGAUUGACCUGACGGAUCUGGGCGAUACUGUCUGGAAUCCUGAUGUGGAAACCACAGGCGCUUUGGUCGAGGCUCACAAUGAGGAGUCCCCAGAACCCCGAGGAAUUGGGCACAUACACGAAGGUGACAUAUUGAUCCCAUUGAGCUACAGGAAUGCCCGAUCCAACGGUACCCGUAAUGGCAUUUUGGCGCUGAGUUCCCGCUGGCCGGGCGGCGUUGUGCCUUACGAGAUCAAAGGUCUUACAAGCCAGGAACUGGGAAAUAUCAAUCAUGCUUUUAAUGAAUACCACACCAGAACCUGUGUGCGUUUUAAGCCCAGGACCACCGAAAAGGACUACAUAUCGAUAGGAAGUGGAAAGACCGGAUGUUGGAGCAGCAUCGGACGCUUGGGUGGUCGCCAGGAGGUGAACCUGCAGUCGCCCAGCUGCCUGCGAACCUACGGCACUCCGAUCCACGAGCUGAUGCACGCCCUGGGCUUUUUCCACGAGCAGAAUCGCCGACGCGAUUCCUAUGUCCAGGUGAUGAGUGCCAACAUUAAGCCCGCUAUGAUGGCCAACUUUGAGAAGUCCAGCUCCAAAACACAGUCCGGAUUCGGCGUGGAGUACGACUAUGGCAGUGUGAUGCAUUACUCGGCCACCAGCUUCACCCGGAAUGGCCAGCCCACACAGGCGCUGCGCUCCUCCUCCGAUGCCAGCCAGAUGGGUCAACGACGAGGAUUCUCCGCCGGAGAUGCCAAGAUCAACGCCAUGUACAAGUGCAAGGUUUAGAUAAAAGGAACAUCCUCCCGAUUUGCUACACAACCAUCGGGAUUCAUAGACCAUCAGAAUAUGGAAUAUCAGAACAAGUAUUCGAGUUUGAAAGAAAAACAUCCUAUAUCAGGCAGAACCAUAUCAAGAUCAUUGAAUAUUCAAUUAUAAAUUACUGAAAGUUAUCAUAUUUUGUAUUUAUUUAUAUAAAGCUAACUAAAGUUUAAAACUAUGAGCUUACUUAUGACUAGAGCGCUGGCAAUUAAGGCUUUCGGCUCGUCUAAGCUCGAAAGAUAUUUGAUAUUACUUAAAGAAACUUUCUAAAUAUAUUGUUGUAUUAUUAAUAUAGUGUUUUUUAUCUUUGGCCGGCAAAAAUAUGUAGUUUUCUUAAUAACGUGGCUAAAUUUAAAAAACCAAUUACAAAACACAAAUCUUAACUGGAGAAAUUCCUACUUGCAAA